Molecule: messenger RNA, 731 nt
Organism: Gossypium raimondii (Peruvian cotton)
Lineage: Eukaryota; Viridiplantae; Streptophyta; Magnoliopsida; Malvales; Malvaceae
Exons: 3
Coding region: 199-516 (105 amino acids)
Biological process (GO): developmental process
Source: RefSeq, a predicted model, not a curated record
AACGAUUUGGGAUUCUCUUGAAAUCUUCAUCUCAUAGCUUGCUAUUAUCAUUAUUAUUCCUAGUCUACCCUCUCCUACUUUCUCUUUUCCUCUCUAAUUCAUUUUCUAGUUUCUUCUUCAUCUCUCUUUUCCUCUUUAAGUAUAACCCUAAGUACAGCUUCUCUCUUUUAAUACUAAUUUUAGUUUUUGUUUUUAUUUAUGGCUGACUCAUCAUCAUCAUCAUCUUCUUCUUCUUCUUCGUAUAUUCACAUGGUGCACCGUCUUAUAGAAGAGUGUUUGGUAUUUAAGAUGAGCAAAGAAGAGUGCAUGGAAGCUUUGUCAAAGCAUGCAAAUAUAAAACCAGUUAUUACUUCAACAGUUUGGAUUGAGUUGGAGAAAGAGAACAAGGAGUUCUUUGAGGCAUACACAAGGGGAAGCCAUGAGAGAGCCACUGAAAUAGAGAAAAGACAAAGGAUUCAGAGGAGUCUCCAUGCUUACAUCAGGGACAACAAUGGCCACGAUCAACUCCACCACUAAAUAUCAUCAUAUUGUUCCAAACUAUUUGUUCUUCCUUGCACAUAGUUAUAAUUAUUCUGAAAUAAAACCUUUUUCCUUUUUGGUGUUGAAAGUGUAUUGUAAAAGUAGGCAUGAAAGUUGAGGCAAUAUCCCUUGCAUGAUACCAUGGUUGAGUGUAAGGUUACCUUGCUAUAUUCCUCAGCAAUAAACUCACUAAACAAUUUUAAUUGCUUCAA